Molecule: messenger RNA, 3009 nt
Organism: Homarus americanus (American lobster)
Lineage: Eukaryota; Metazoa; Arthropoda; Malacostraca; Decapoda; Nephropidae
Exons: 4
Coding region: 872-2677 (601 amino acids)
Source: RefSeq, a predicted model, not a curated record
AUGGUUAAGUGUGUAAUAAACCCAAGUCCAAACAACACACACGCUGAACCUUCAUUAGUGACAAGUUUCUGGGACGUGGUCUAUUACGGUCCUAGACUUGAGUUAUGUAGUCUAGUGACGAACAGUCAUUUGUACCGUGACUUAAUUGCCACAAUUAAAAUGAUAUUACCAUAAAAAUAGUCACAUAAAGUUUAUGUUAUAGCAUCAAAGCCAUCUGCUGGCUGUAAAUAUACACUGGUGUGAUCUUUACAUGUUUGUAUAGUAUUUACAUAUAUACAGUAUAUACAUGUAUAUUGAAGAGUUAUUUGCAUACAUAUAGAUAUAGGUAGAGUAAAAUCGUUUUGGUCAUCCAUCGAAUUUUGGGAUUUUAAGUUCUGGAGUCGGUAGUUCAGACAAUUUUAAGACUUCUGUUGCUUUUCCGUCGGAAAUUUAUAUUUUUCAAGUAGUAUGUUAAUCGAUAAAAUUACCAACAAUAUUACUUGUUUAAAGUGAGCAGGGCUUUAAAGUAGAGGGAACAUGUGGGGUAAAACUCAAGAAAAAAUGAAGCACUAAACAAACCUUUGAAAACCUGAAGUAACUUUUCCUAACCUUUAAAAAUCCUAAACUAUAUAAGCUUUACAUAUUAACGUUUUGGUGCUUAGUAGGUGAUGGUGUUAAUUUUUCGGUUUUUAGAUGGGUGAUCCAUAAAUUAGGGUAAUAAUUGAUGACUGACCCACCAGUGAUUUUUCAUCGAAAACUAUUAUAAAAUCGUUGCAGUUUCACUGUGUUUUAUAGUGCACACUGGCAUAGUACAUGCAGAUGUGUUAAAAAUGGGGAUGCAACUUUAAAAGCAAGUGGAAAAAAUUUAUGAUGUCAUUACUCAGUAAACAACAUGGAUAUAUCUAGUCAAAGAAGACUGGCACGCGGGAGGCAGCGGAGGAAAACUGGCCGUCAGAGAACUGUAGGUUGGCUAGAAGAGGUGACAAUAGAGCAGUGUGUCAGUCCUCAAGAAGAUACUGAUACAUUGGAUGAUACUGAAGAUGAUUCUGAUGAGUGUCAUGAUUCAAAAACUGUUAUGGUAGCUGACCACAGGGAAGUGAAUUCUAAAAAGGCAGAAGACAGAUAUACAAAACAUGCUGUUCAUCCUUCAUAUACCAAGAACAGACAUAAACAAUUUCAAAAUCUAGCAAGACGGAACUCCAGCAGUAGCUAUCGUCCACUUCUUGAGGUGUGGAGACAACGCACUGGUACAUCUUAUCCAGUUGAUGAUAAGAGGACCAUAAUAUGUGAGACAAAAACUAUCCUGUAUGGACAAACUCCUACUACUAUGUGCAAAAUCCAGUUAAAGGUAAUGGCAGAAGCUGCUGGGUUGACAUUGAGUGAGUUUUCAAGACUUGUCCUGGCAAGUAGCACUAAGGAACACUUGCUGCUCUUGAGACAGUACCACACACUGCAAUUACCUCAACUUACUCAAUUGUUUGAUGAACUUGAUGUAUGUGCUCCAUCAGUGAGGCAAUUAAAACAGACACUCCAUAAUGAACAGAAUACAGAAAAUGGAAAUAUCUUAAGUGAUGAAACAGGAAGUACAUAUGAAGCAGUGGCUGGCCCAUGUAAAGUCUCUCAAAAUGUAAGAAAUGAAAGUAAGAUUGUAAAAAAAUGUAUUAAUACUUAUAACAGGAACCUGAGAACUGGGCAGAGGAAGGCUUAUGCACAGACACAAACUGUAAGAGUCAGCAGGAAAACAUUUACAAAGAAAGUAAAUGUGCAGGAAGAUAAUCAUCAGCAAGUAGUUAACAUAAACUAUGGUAAUGGAGAGGAUCAGUUAGUUCACCUGAGCAGCAGCAAAAGAUUUGAAGCAACUUCAAUAAAGGAGACAAAAGUGGCCAGAACUGUUAUAUCAGACACUGAGAGUGACACAAGUUCUAAUAGUGAAAGGAACUGUGAUCUGAGUGAUAGUGAUUGUAUCCCACCUUCACCAGAGUCAAAUGAAGAGCAGGAGGCACAGAAUUUUAAUAUAGUUAAGUCUCCAUACUGCAAAAUAUUGUCACAGUGUACUAGAAUGCAAGAUAAUUGUGAUGUGCUUUUGGCACCUGAUCCUGCAGCUGUGUUGUGUACUGCAGGUAGGAUUCAGGAUGGCCAGUCAAAGAGAGAGAAAACUGCUAUUACCUCUGCUGAGAAGCUUGAUUCAUUAAAUGGUCAAAAAAAUAUGGCUUCUGGGAUUACUUCUGAACAACCGAGUAAAAAUUCAAACUUUCACUACAACAGUGUGUUGGCUGGAUUACUCUUUGAAGAUGAAAGUUCUACAACUUGUAAUAAAAAGUCAGAAAUUGUGAAUAGUGGCAACCUUCACAGAAUCAAUUUAGGAAAAAAAGAAAUGUGUGAAAAAAACACAGGAAUGAAUACAAAGCCCACUGGAUGUUACAAUAGAGUGUUGGAUACUCUCUUGUUUGGGGAUUGUUCACCUCUGCCAGCAUCAGAACCAAAGCAGAGUGGUGAGGGUACAGCUCAUUCAAGCCAAACCCCAACUACCACCACAGUAUCUCAGGUUUAUCAUUCCAACAGUUAUACUAACCACUCAAUGCACAUCAUUGAUGAGUUGUUUGGUUCACCACAAGUUCUGGAUGGAAGAUCUCAGGAAGAGUCUGCUGCAGGUGAGGGUCACAGGGGCAUAGAUCUUUGCCAUUAUCUCGUGAACUGAAUGAAUCUCCCUGGGUAACUCUUGGAAUGAGAUUUACAAAGCUAAUGAUUUAUAAUUAUAAUACAGUAUUUGAAACAGAAGGUUUGGGAUAAUGAGAACAAAAAAAUUGUUAAGUGUAAAAAAAGAUUUAUAAUCAGUGUGCAUUUAAAUAUAAUUACAGUAGACUUAUUUUACAGAUACUGUAUACUGUAGUAACUAUAUAAGUAGACCAUUUAAUCUUCUUUACUAUUGCUGCUUAUUCAGUAGAAAUAAUGACUACUGUAUAGUGUACCAUAGGACAAAUAUUUUUAUGACUGGUACUUCAGACCUAACAAUAAUAUAUAUUUGGGUAA